Kuraishia capsulata CBS 1993 is the source of this 2454-nucleotide messenger RNA. RefSeq lists its product as uncharacterized. Bases 1 to 2454 code for a protein of 817 amino acids. NCBI's taxonomy places the organism in Eukaryota, Fungi, Ascomycota, Pichiomycetes, Pichiales, Pichiaceae. Gene Ontology annotation, molecular function: ATP-dependent chromatin remodeler activity; ATP binding. The transcript has a single exon. Gene Ontology annotation, cellular component: cytoplasm. The record is from RefSeq and is a predicted model, not a curated record.
AUGGGAGGUUCGGACUCCCGUCGUUCAGAUGAGGACAUACUUGCGGAGUCGCUUUCCUCUAUGAAAAUAAAGGGAGGAAACGACAAUGGCGAGACCACCAGCAAUCAUCAAGCCUCUCACAAAUCACAUACUUCAAGUUCUAGUCCAACCAAGACUGAUCUGAUUGUCAAGGGAGGUUCCAGCUCGACAACAAGAAAGAUCACCACUUUGGGAUCUUCUAAUGGCUAUAAAUCAUUGGGACCACCUCGUCCAACUACAUCAGCUCCUGGGCUUGCUGCAAAAGCAUACGGCUCUCUUGCCCCACCUAGGUCUGGAACCAAGACGACAUUUACCGUGGAUGCUAACAAAGACAUGUUCAAGCCGAUUGACGUUUCUAGCAAGAACUGGGGAAAGAGGUUGGACGUGAAGAAAUUGUCCAGCGCAAGCACCAGUCUUGCCCCACCUGGGAACUAUGGGCCUGGAUUGAAGCCCAGAGAAGCUAUUGCAACCCAUGACCGUUGGGACAAAUUCGCUUCCAUAGAAUCUCCUUUUAAGGAUAAAGAAGCCCUUCGCAAUCAUACGGGAGCGGGAUUUCUCAGUUCGCCUUCAAAGUUCAAUGCUGACGAUCCCCAGACAUUGGAGCUACUGUCUGUUGGAGAGGGCGUCGGUCUGAUUGGAGAUGAGACAAUUAAACCUGCAGAUGUCUUUGUUAAAGGAUUAGAUGUCGUUCUUCUUCCUCAUCAAGUUCAUGGAUUGAGGUUUUUGAAAGCAAGAGAAAACCCGGAGUUUGCCCAUAAAGGUGGUUUGCUGUGUGAUGACAUGGGACUGGGUAAGACUGUCCAAGCAAUGGCGUUGAUUCUGGCCAAUAGACCUGCCCAAAAUGACGAGACUGAGUUGUUCGAGCACGAUGAAAACUUCAAGUAUAAAAUACCCGAGCGAAGCCUCAAGACGACUUUAGUGGUGUGUCCUGUUGCCCUGGUUACUCAAUGGGCUGAUGAGAUCACCACCAAGGCACCAGGCCUGACUGUCUCCACUUACCACGGUCCCUCCCGCGAACGUGAUAUCAACAAACUUGCGGAAUUCGAUGUUGUUGUCACCACUUACAGUGUGGUCAUGUCUGAUGCCAAUGACCCCGCCAAAUCCCCGCUAUACAAUGCGUUCUGGUGGAGAGUCAUUCUGGAUGAAGCCCACACAAUAAAGAAUAGACAUGCCAAAACUGCCCAGGCCUGUUUUGCCCUGGGGUCCUCCAGAAGAUGGUGUUUGACGGGAACCCCAAUUCAGAACAGUUUGGACGAUUUACAGUCGUUGCUUCUGUUCCUGAAGGUGAGCAAGUACAGUGAUGCCGAUCUGUGGAAGGUCAAGGUACGGGACGUCAUCAAGAACGGCCGAUCUGUCGAUGCCCUCGAGCAACUUCGACAAGAGUUGUCAAAGAUCAUGUUGAGAAGAAACAAAGACACACUUAAUAAAAGCUCGAAUGCACUCAAGCUUCCUGCCAAAAAUGUCCAUGUCGAAACGAUUCAACUGUCACCUCCAGAAGCAAAGAUCUACACUGCUUUGGAGCAAAAGAUCCUCAAGACCGUCACCAGCUCUAAUGGGGAAAUGGACUAUGUCAAUGCCUUGGUCUUUCUUCUUAGAUUGCGCCAGGCUGCCUGUCAUUGGAAGCUACUUAGCAACUACGAUGACGACUUUUUGAGCUCGUAUCUUGACAUGCCCAAGCGGCCGUCUUCCCCAAUCAAGUCGGACAAUACGAGCCAGGAAAACCUCCUGAAUUUUGGAAAAGAAGCAAAGGCAGCAGACGAUCUUAUGGACUUGUUCAGUUCGCUGAGUUUGAAGGAAAAUAAGUGCGAGAUUUGCUCCGAGACGAUACCUCAUGGCCAGAAGAAGUGUGCCUCAUGCGAGUUGAUUAUCAAGGGAGAGGACGAGGCCGCAGACCUCGGCAGUUUGAACAGUGCGAAGCUGGUGAGGCUGGUUUCUAUAGUUAAAAGUGACCCUUCAAGAAAGACGAUCAUCUUCUCCCAAUUUACGUCUAUGUUGGAUCUUAUAGCGCAAGAAAUGGCUGGAUUGGGCAUAGGUUACGUUCGUUAUCAGGGUUCAAUGAGUAGGCAGGAAAGAGACCAAUCUCUUGAAAAACUCCGCAAGGACAGAAAAGUGACGGUCCUGCUUUGUUCUCUCAAGUGCGGGUCUUUGGGUCUGAACCUUACGUGUGCGUCAAGAGUCAUACUGUUUGAUCCGUGGUGGAACCCUCAGAUUCAAGAGCAGGCAAUUGACAGGGUCUACAGGUUAGGUCAAACGGUUGCCGUGGAUGUUCAUCAGUUGGUUUCCAAGAACACUGUUGAGGAGAGGAUUAUGAAGUUGCAGGACGAGAAACGGAACUUAGCAAAAGCCGUGGCCGAUGGAGACCAGGUCGCCAACCAGAAGCUCAACGUGAACAAGUUGUCGUUCUCUGAGAUGCUGAAGUUGUUCGGGGCCGCUUGA